AUGGCGGCAUCACUGUUUACUUUCUCCUCCACCUCAAGAAGAGUCAUCCCAGCUCCAAACUCUCCUCCUCUUCCCAUAUACAUCAAAGCCACAAAUGUCGUCUUCAACCCUGAUAUACCAGAUGUUCAUCGUGGUCUUGGACUUGAUGAUUUUGUCAAUUUUCUAGUAUCUUGCAGACUUCGAUAUGCUAUCAGUGAGGUUCCAUCAGAGUUCUUUCCCAAACAAGUAUGUGAGUUCUACUACACCACACCAGUCAAUAAUGAAAACAACAUCAUCUCCUACAAUAUUGGGUGUGGCCGUCGCUCAGUUUUCAUCAACGCUGAUCUCCUCCGUACUGCACUCAGGUUACCAAUUUUUGAACCGUUCUCUAAGCUUCCAACUAUUGAACGCUGUCGACGCCUCUUUUACCAACUGGGCUAUGAUCACUCCAAGGCUGGUGCUCGACCAGCUCUCAUUCUACAUCAAUGUAUGACUCUUGGAUGGAAGUUCUUCAUCGGGGCACUUUGUAAGUGUAUAGGCCACAAAUCUCGCAGUGGUUAUCAACUGAGUGCUUUUGAGCAACAAGUGGUAUGUUUACUUCUCCUCAACAAAUGUGUUGAUUAUGGGGCUUUCUUCUUCGAUCAGCUUGUCCAACUUCUUCGGGCCAAUGUAAGAGCUGAUCAUGUUCCGUUUCCACGCUGGAUUGCUCUUGUCCUGGAUAAAUUUUAUGCUGAAGCCUAUUACUCACACGCUGGAAACCCCAUCCAAUGCCCACGCAUGUCAGUACGAAUGUAUCAGGAUGAUCCACUGGCCAAUGACAUCGUCAUCUCUGAUCGGAUGCGAGAAUGGAUCGUGAAUCCAUAUACCAUUCCUUCACUAAACGCUGACACUGACGAAGGAGCUGCUGAUAACGACGAAAUUAAUGCUGAAAUACAAGAAGGUUGUCAUAUUUCCCCUCAACUUUCUCAUCAUACUAUUUCUGUCACUGAAAGGGUUCAUUCAGCUCAUGGGGAGUCAUCUGCUCAGGGGGAGCAACCAUCUCAGGGGGACCAACCUUCUCAGGGGGAGCAACAUCGAUCACAAGAAAUUCCAGGUACUCAGCUCAUUCAAAUUCCGGCCUCAGCGUUUAAUGAGCUUCUUACACUGACUCGAGAUAUGAGUCAGCGUCUUCUACGUAUUGAGGCUGAUGUCAACCAAUUGAAGGGAGUUAUUCUGUCAACUCCUUCCCCUUGCCCAAAUGAUGAUGAUGAUCAAAAAGGGGGAGAAACUGAUUCUGUUGAUAGAACCUGUGAGCAUGGAUCUAGGGAGAACAUUGUAAAACAGACCAAGCCAUCACAGCCUGAGCACGAGUCUGAGAGACCAGCAGAAACUGAAAAGCCUACUGAAGAAUGUGAACAUGAUGAUGAGUGUCAGACGUUGGACAUGAACUUCAUAGAUCCCACUGUGCCAGUUCAAGCCAGCCAUGGGGCCGGGUAUGUUCGAUUCAGGCCUUGUCCAGACGAUUCUUUCGAUAGAUAUCCGAUGACGUUCGAAGUCUGCAACCUACCAGCGUGCGACUGCUUUGCAAGCUUUUCUCACCUACAUCAUUUCAUCGCCUUCAUCUAUACGUAUUCUUCCUUUUUGACUUUUCCGGUGUUCAAAACCUGCUCCGCCUCUCGCAUACUUACUCUUUCCCUAAUCAAGGGAAUGGGGCGAUGGCAGGUAAGUAUAAACGUAUGGAUGCCUGUUGUUACAGAUCCAUAUGAGUUCAAUCUUUCACAAUUACGGUUUAUCUCUGGUUCAUUUAGCAAAGAUCUGAACAGUAGAAGCCUGUUGGCAGAGUGUGUUGGUGAAGAUAUAGAAGAUUUGGAACAUACACCAAAAGCUGAAUUUGAAGGAUACUUUAAAGUGACAAAUGUGAUACAUCGUGGUUCCCACCAUCUUCUCCUGAAGGCCUUGAAGAGUAAGACAAGAUUGAGAGGUGAAAAAAGGGGCUAUUUGCUACAAGAUCACCACGUCCAUUCCCAAAUUGGUCAUAUAGUCACAAAAGCGUAUAACAGAGUGCUUGAGAAGCCAACUCCUGAAACUAGAGAAGCAGGAGUUACAAGUAACAUGCACUUUUUUGAUUCAGAUGGCAUGAACAAGAAGUAUGACACCCCUGAACAAAGUAUUGGAGGGGCUUUUGAAGGAAGGAUUGUUUGA
Messenger RNA from Lactuca saligna, 2160 nucleotides. NCBI's taxonomy places the organism in Eukaryota, Viridiplantae, Streptophyta, Magnoliopsida, Asterales, Asteraceae. The record is from the annotation of a GenBank genome assembly.